GUGCUGAGCUCUCCUCUAAGGGGCACCGUAGGACAGCAGACGGAAAACCUCUCACAAACAAAUGGCGUCCCUCCAGUGCGAAGCAGCUGAUUUCCUACCGAGCAAGGCAGGAGGAACGGCGGAAAGAUAAACAGGGCGCCACCGGAUCUCUUCUCAGCAAGGUUGUGUACUGUUUUUUUUGUUUGUUUGUACGAUUCGUGUGGCAGGGUGACGACUGGAUGUUGCGCACUGUUCUGUAAUCGAGAGUAAACCGCUGUUCCGGUGUACAAACAAUCCUCCUGUCAAGCAAAACAGAAAGAAGAGUGUCAGCUGCGGCUCGUGCUUCCCGCCGUUUGCUUAUUUUAUCUGCGCUUAGGCUUUUUUAUGAUUUGACUCGAGGUUUUUUGGUGUCAGUGUUUGACCAGAGCUCGAACUCAGGCGCUGUAGGCGACAGAAGCAGGUCAAAUGUGUCCGCCCCGACGUUUCAGGGCUACAUAUUGAAUAUGGGCAUCACCCCUUCAGAGGUAUCAUCCUCCUCCUCUACCACCGCCACCUCCUCCGCCUGACUGGUUGGCCGCCUGUUCGUUAAUCCAAUUCAAGAGAUCAUCUCUUCAGCCCUUCCUGAGGUUACACUAUCAAGACGGCGUUAUCUCAGAAAGCCAGCUCCGUGGCGGUGAAGAUGACCACGGCGCGGUACCGUCCCACGUGGGAGCUGGCCGUGGACCCUCUGGUCUCAUGUAAGCUGUGCCUUGGAGAGUUCCCUCUGGAGCAGAUGACCACCAUCACACAGUGCCAAUGUGUCUUUUGUACACUGUGCCUGAAGCAGUAUGUGGAACUCCUGAUUAAAGAUGGCCUUGAAACUGCAAUUAGCUGUCCGGACUCUGCCUGUCCUAAAAGAGGACACUUGCAAGAAAAUGAGAUUGAGUGCAUGGUGGCCACAGAGAUGAUGCAGAGAUACAAGAAACUUCAGUUUGAAAGGGAGGUAUUGCUGGACCCGUGCCGAACAUGGUGCCCUUCGUCGACCUGCCAGGCGGUGUGCCAGCUAAAGGAAGCGGAUUCUCCAGCCCUGCCCCAGCUGGUCCAAUGUGCUGUAUGUGCCCUCGAGUUCUGCUCGGCCUGCAAGGCCAACUGGCACCCCGGGCAGGCCUGCCAGGAGAACAACCUGCCCAUUACGUCCUUCCUACCAGGAGAAAACAGCUCUUUUUAUAAAAACGAAGAGGAUGAUGCACCAAUCAAGCGCUGUCCUAAAUGUAAAGUUUACAUUGAGAGGGACGAGGGCUGUGCACAGAUGAUGUGCAAGAACUGCAAGCAUGCCUUCUGCUGGUACUGUCUGGAGUCCCUAGAUGAUGACUUUCUCCUGAUCCACUAUGACAAAGGGCCCUGUCGAAACAAACUGGGGCACUCCAGGGCGUCCGUUAUCUGGCACAGAACACAGGUUGUGGGAAUCUUUGCUGGCUUUGGCCUUCUCCUGCUGGUUGCCUCUCCCUUCCUCCUCCUGGCCACUCCCAUCGUACUCUGCUGCAAGUGCAAGUGCAGCAAAGGCGAUGAUGACCCAUUGCCAACCUAAAAAACACCAUCUGAGUUGGCACAGGGAGCCGCUUCAAGGAUGGGCCCAUCUAUUUUUGUCCUUUUUCACCCCUUUUACAUUUUUUUCCCAUCCCACCAGCUUUGAAAGCUUUCUUCUUUUUUGGGCUCAACCUGCACCAGCCCAAGCCGCUUGGGGAUCCAUUGCUCUGCAUGAGGGAGGCAUGGCAGAAAAGCGACCCUACAUGUUUAUCUCAAGGGAGAGAGGUGCAGGGGUCAGAGGUUAGUGGACAUGAGACUCAUGGAGGGACUACUGUGUCCAAAUGUAUGAGAAGUUGCCAGACUGGGGACAUGGAGGAUGGACUGCACCACUUCGCUUGCCC
This is a messenger RNA of Haplochromis burtoni (Burton's mouthbrooder), 1886 nucleotides long. It is a transcript of the gene rnf144aa, whose product is annotated as ring finger protein 144aa. Lineage: Eukaryota; Metazoa; Chordata; Actinopteri; Cichliformes; Cichlidae. Gene Ontology annotation, cellular component: cytoplasm; Golgi apparatus; ubiquitin ligase complex. The coding region runs from base 659 to 1546 and encodes 295 amino acids. The transcript has 8 exons. Gene Ontology annotation, biological process: ubiquitin-dependent protein catabolic process; protein polyubiquitination; positive regulation of proteasomal ubiquitin-dependent protein catabolic process. The record is from RefSeq and is a predicted model, not a curated record. Gene Ontology annotation, molecular function: ubiquitin protein ligase activity; ubiquitin conjugating enzyme binding; zinc ion binding.